CCCCUUCCCAUUUUUAUGGUAUAUUUUUAGCAAUAUUGCGUAUAAAUACUCCAAUGCGGAGAUACGUUAUUUUAACUGUAACACCGAUGAGCAUCGAUCGUAUCGAAAAUGAGCAGGGGCUGCUGGAAAUUCGACGAAGAGGACAAAGCCUUGUAUAUAGAUCUGGAGGAGGAGGACACGGAGGAGGAUAAACUUUACAAGGAGUAUAGCCGCUGGGAUCAGAUUCCUGAUAUCCUGCUGGAGGAGAUUUUUUCAUACUUGACCAUUCGCGAACGUUACUAUGCGUCUCUGGUGUGCCGAUCGUGGUAUCGUGCCUUCAAACUACAGAAUGUAUGGUCUACAUUCACCCUGGAGGACACCACUCUCACACGAGGAAAAUUCAACUAUUACAGCGGUUGGCAGUACGUUUUGGAUCAUAUAAGAACGUCUACGUGUCUGAACAAAGUUGGCAGGAACUUUCGCUCGCUCAUAUUUGAGCCUAUGCUUAAUUUUUACAAUCUUUAUGAGUUUAUGAACAUGAUAUCAUGGUAUGCCGAGCAACAAGGCUUCGACAACACAUCCGUGGCCGGCGUGGGUACCUACAUUCGUAGGCUUAAGUUCACCUUUCCCUGUAACAUGGCAAACAGGAACGAUCCUGAUCGGAUUAGACUCUUUGGCACAGGUGGAAAGCUGCUCGAAGCACUCAAAAGGCUUAUGAGAAAUUUGCAAAAUCUUAGAUGUCUUGAACUAAUAGAUCUGAUGCUCGAGAGUAAUGAGGCCUUACACUUAAUGGACGACAUUUGUAUAAAUUGCACUCAGACCUUGUCGAAAUUGAUAUUGAUAAAUACCACGCGUUACAAUUGCCCGUUAUUACACGUUGGAGUAUUUGUUAAUUUAAAUGUCUUAGUUAUUAGUCCCCAAAAUUUGCACGAGGAUGUACUAGAGUUAAUAGGCUAUACAAAAUUAAAACAUCUUCAUAUCUUACAGAAUCAAUACAGUCCAAAAGAUACCACCAUAAGAUUGCCAAAGAGAUCAUCUUGGAUAAAGAUGAAAGCGAAUAAUCCUUAUUUAAAAGUACAUUUUGAGAUAGAAAGCCAUAAAGCCACGGAUAUACUUUUGCCUAUUGACUUACUUGAGCAUAGCGCCAUACCGUGUCACAGUAUAGUGUUGGAUAAUCCAAAUACGCAAAUUUUGCCAUCCACAGUGCUCACUCAUGGAGCGUUCUUCGAUUCGACGAUACGGGUGUACGCUUUCAAGGGAGUAACGAGGUACUAUCUGCACAGGAACUUCGCCAAGAGAUUGGAUGAGGCGCUAGUGCAAUUCUGCCGAAUGUGCCCGAACCUGCAUACACUGAUGAUACGAGACAAAAUAUCAACAGCUACAAUUCUAGAGAUCGUCUCUACCGCGAAACGUUUACGCUGCUUAUACGUUCGACGAAAUGCUAUCUUGAAGAAAUGUGAUAGAGCCUGGUCGAAGAUCCUGGAUUGGUCGCCCGAGUAUUAUCGAUGGAUAAAGGUAAAUAGUCAUACUUACGAGAACACGGAGAGAGAAGUGUCAAGAAUAUUGGGCUAUCGAUGGCACAUGCUAUCCGAAAAAGAAUUUAAAACACAGACGAUUAAUUUGCAUAUGUAGGUUGUUUUUAUAUAUUAUAUAUAUUUAUUAUAUAUAUAGCGAUCUAUUUGUGCAAAUAAAAAAACUCGCCUGCGAGUUUUUAUAGUCUUCUAAGAAUUUUUUGUAUAUAUAUUAUAUAUUUAUAUAUUUUAAUGUGCCUUAUACAAAUGAAAAAUGUGCAAAGAUUGUUCCCAUGACUGUAUGCUUAAUGUUAGUGAUAAUUCAUAAUAAUUAUGUGCGAGGUUAUUUUUAUGUAACACUGCGUCGAAAUAAUAAUGAUUAAAAAUUAUUAUGGAUAUAUCGAGAAAAAGAUUGAAGUGUACUUAAUUACAUAA
Cataglyphis hispanica is the source of this 1925-nucleotide messenger RNA. RefSeq lists its product as uncharacterized. NCBI's taxonomy places the organism in Eukaryota, Metazoa, Arthropoda, Insecta, Hymenoptera, Formicidae. The coding region runs from base 109 to 1611 and encodes 500 amino acids. The transcript is spliced from 6 exons. The record is from RefSeq and is a predicted model, not a curated record. Gene Ontology annotation, molecular function: protein binding.